AUGUGACCGAGUGCGUUGAAUGACUUCUUUCUCAGUAAUGAAGUCACAAUUGCCACGGCUAAUGUAUAUUACGAGGAUGCGAGCUCGGAACGUGUUGUGCCUUCCGAGAUUUCGUUGUUGAAAUUCAGCAUUGAUCGUGGAAUAUUUGAGCAGCGACACUACAUACUGGCCUAUGACGAGCCCGAAAUGCCAAGCGAAGCAUGCCGGAAAGAAGCUGUUGAGAACGAACAAAGAACAGGCCUGUUGAUGAAUUGUGAUGGAAUGAGCGCUGAUGUGCGAAAUGAUUGCGCCGAAAUAUGGAAUGAAAUCAAAGAUUUCACGGCGAUUGAUGGGGAUAGCGCAAAAUUGCUGUUGCUCUCAGAUGACUGGAAUAUAGUUGUUGGCUCAUUCGAUGCUCUUUUUGUCCGUGCAAAGGAGACUUCAUUCUGUAUGUAUUUUUGCACUUCUGUGGGGUACUAA
This is a messenger RNA of Gongylonema pulchrum, 459 nucleotides long. The record is from the annotation of a GenBank genome assembly. NCBI's taxonomy places the organism in Eukaryota, Metazoa, Nematoda, Chromadorea, Rhabditida, Gongylonematidae.